Eptesicus fuscus (big brown bat) is the source of this 1576-nucleotide messenger RNA. It is a transcript of the gene FXYD6, whose product is annotated as FXYD domain containing ion transport regulator 6. The transcript is spliced from 8 exons. Gene Ontology annotation, biological process: regulation of sodium ion transmembrane transporter activity. The record is from RefSeq and is a predicted model, not a curated record. Lineage: Eukaryota; Metazoa; Chordata; Mammalia; Chiroptera; Vespertilionidae. Gene Ontology annotation, molecular function: sodium channel regulator activity. The coding region runs from base 139 to 426 and encodes 95 amino acids. Gene Ontology annotation, cellular component: membrane.
ACCUCCCCACCCGGCCCGCGAAAGGAGCGGACAGCGGAGAGCCUCCCCACCGUCCUGCCCCGGGCGCCACUCCCAGCUCCUCCGACUCGGCACGUCCUCCGGGCCUCGCCUGGGAGAGGAGCGCGCUGCGCAGACGCCAUGGAGGUGCUGCUCGUCUUGCUGUGCGGCCUGCUGGCCCCCACCAUCCUGGCCAGUGCCGAUGAGCAGGAGAAGGAAAAGGACCCUUUUCAUUAUGAUUACCAGACCCUGCGGAUCGGGGGACUGGUGUUUGCCGUGGUCUUCUUCUCCGUCGGCAUCCUCCUCAUCCUCAGUCGCAGAUGCAAGUGCAGUUUCAGCCAGAAGCCCAGGGCCCCGGGCGACGAGGAAGCACAGGUGGAGAACCUCAUCACUGCGAACGCAGCAGAGCCCCAGAAAGCGGAGAACUGAGGCAGCCCUCGCGGCAGAACCUGGAGGCAGCCGCUUGGACCUUCAGAUGCAAACGCCGACGCUUAAGAAAACCAGCCACGCCAGCAGCAGCUCCUUCCCGAGAAGUCCAGGACCCGCGUCUCCCCGCACCCCCACCCCCUGAACAGUCCUCCACUUAGAGCCGCGCCUGAACCCACCUUCCCAUGCAGCCGUGGCAUGUGCACUCCCGUGAUGUGUUUGUGUGUGUGUGCGUGUGUGUGUGCGUGUGAUGUCUGUGGUCUUCGUGGCUGCUUGUCUGUGUCUGUCGCUGUUUCCUGAACCUGGACUCACCUCCUGGGCCACCCUCAGCUCCUCCUGCUCCGGUGCGCCCUGCCCCUCCCUGCUCCUGAGACCAGUCCCCUCUCUGGCCGUAGAGGUGGGUGAGGGGUUGGGGCCCGGGAGGAGUCUCCACGCGUGGGGACUUGGGAAGGUGUGCAUCAGCUCCGUGAUCUUUCUUCGUCGCCUCUCCUUUUGCAAGAACUUUGUUUCCACACUCACCCUGACCUGACCUGUUCUGAGGGUGUCUUAGCAAUUGGAGGUUCACAGCCAGGAGCUGGGAGCCCAGCUGUGCUUCAGGCCGCGACCCCCUGCCCUGGCCAUCUCCCAAGACUCCCCCAGCUCCCCUCUGCCCCGCCCCCUGCAGUGGCCAGGCAGGCAGGCCCCGGCUCCGCCCUGGGAAUGUGCCCUGGCAUAUCUUCUCAGCAAUAACCCCUCGGGCUCUGGACCCCUGCCCCCGCCACCUCCCCGCUUCCCAGACUCUGACUUCCCAGACUCCUCUGGACUCGGACCCCCACCCUCGCAUUGGGUCUGGGGCAGGCGAUCCAUUCUAUUGGGGCCGGCUUCCCGGGAGGAAGCGGGGAGAGCCAGGGCUUCCGUCUGUCCAUGCCUGUUGGCCAGGUGAGCAGUGAUGGCCUGCACCCUCCCUCCGCCUGUCACUGGCCAGAGUGGGGUGCAGUGGCCUGGCUGUUGGAAAACAGAGAGAGGUCAAAGGUCAUAAAGAGUGGGAAGCCAAACCAGCCCUGCCCCUCCCAUGCAUCAUGUCAACGUGGAAAUGAGGCGAGCGUGUGACAGACUGCUGUCUGCUGUGAUCUGUCCUGUCCACACGGAAUAAAAUACCAUUUGUUUCCUGGCG